Dichomitus squalens LYAD-421 SS1 is the source of this 1467-nucleotide messenger RNA. RefSeq lists its product as uncharacterized. The record is from RefSeq and is a predicted model, not a curated record. The transcript has 3 exons. Lineage: Eukaryota; Fungi; Basidiomycota; Agaricomycetes; Polyporales; Polyporaceae. Bases 1 to 1467 code for a protein of 488 amino acids.
AUGUCUGACCACGCCUUAGAUAUCGUUUGCGCCCCCCAUCAUCUUUUCCUCAUCGCUAACCUCGUCAAUCACAUAGAGCAGGUUGACCGCAAACACGAGCGGACCUGGCUGGAGCAUGUCAUUGCCACCAAUGACAGCCACGCCGCCUCUCCUAUUCCCCCCACCCCGCCUCUGCCCGCCCCGGAAUGGGGGAACCUGGCCGACGUCUCCGGAUGGGGUGACCCCAACAUCAACUGGCGCAACACCAACUGGGGGGACGUCCCUAUGAACGAGGCCGACAUAGAGUGGGCCUCCCCUGUGGAGCGUCCGCGUCACUCCCCUCCGCCCCGCGACUCCCCCUCACCAACACCGCAGCACCUCCGCCCGAUGCCUGACCACCUCCGCUUCGGCGCACCCCCUCCGACCCGUACGCGCCCCUCUCCCCGUUCCCCCAGCCCCACCCCCCACUCCCUGAGCCCCGCCAACGAGAACGCACCCCCGAUCGCCGUGGUUGUCGACCCCGCGUCGCCUCUGGAGUGGCCGGCCUCGGCCGUCCAUAUGGUCCUUGGCACCAUCAGCGGAGGCGACCUCACCGACGCCACCGACCCCGACGCCCUGUCCGCGCCCCCUGCCCCUCCGACCCCGCCGCUCCGCCAACCCAGGCCCCGCACCCCCCCGUACCCCGCCCCCGCCCUGGGCCCCACCACAGUCCACUGGCGGACGCCCCUCCUGGGCCACCCAGCAUACGGAGGGGCCCUCCUCUACGACAAGCGACUCCUGGACGGCUGGCAGAUCGGACCGGAAGAACCCCGUCAUGUCCAACUCCCGAGCUACGCCUGGGACGAGCGGUGGGAGCAAAUCCCUGGCGUCGACAACACCUACCUCAUCGGCGUCUUGGGCGACAACCUUCACCCCAGUGGACGGUUCACGGAGACUCAGUACCUGGGGUUCCUUUGGGCGAUGAUCCAGGCACGCGACCCCGCCGCCCGCGUCACCGACCACGACGUAUGGAGAGAAGCGGCCGACAACCUCGUCGAUGCGUACAAUGUCCGCAACAUCCCCGUCUCGGUCUGUCACAUGUGGGGGAACUUCUAUGACGAUGAGAUCCUCGACGUCUUCGGUUACGGUGACUCCCCUCCACCCACCCCUGCCACAUCCGCCACACCCGUCGAGGAGGUCCUCCGUUCGCGCAGCCCCUCCCCCGUAUCCCCGCACGCUGUCGUCCACGACAUCCCUGCUGACGCUAUCCCCGCCCCUUUCCGCCCCGAGCGCCCCGCCCCUGCUAACCCUUUGUCCCGUUCCCCAUCGCCCCCCGCCGCCUCCUCAACCAUCGCAUCGUCGCCGUCCCGCGCCAUUACCUUCAUCUCUGGGGGCUACUUCAACCCUGCCAAUCCUGGCUUGGACAUCGGCCUCUGGUACCCGCCAGCGCCCUCGUCGCCGCUCACAGAGCCGGACUUGGAGUUGAACGAUCGGGACAAUCAUGCUUAG